AUGAGAGGGACGGCACGAAGCCUCGGCCUUCAGCAUGCCGAGGUGGGUGUGAACAGCUCCCAUCACGAGCUCGAACGCACGGAAGGGCUGACGAAUGCAGCCUCCUGCAACUUUGUCUACUGUGCCCACCAUUCGCAUGACCGCCGUUGUGAGCAUUACCGCAAAUGUGUCCAGAGCCGUCGCCGUCGCCGCGGUCGCGAUGUCAUCCCGAGACACAAGUACUAUUGCAGCCUUUUCCACGGAUACCUGACCGACCCGACCGUGAAGUUUACUGGCUCCGAGGAGAUCCAAGAAGGAUGGCACCGAGCCGAGGAUUGGGAUUGGAUGUGGAGCGCCGCAAAGAAAGGCGGAUGCAUGCUAGAUGGCCAAGGCCUCCAGCUGGGCUGUGCAUUGCUGUGCAACCCAAAAUGCAAGCGGGGACAGGACCAGUUCCACAUCCAUAAUAAGCCCUUGAGCCCCGAUGGCCAGACGCUUCAAGCUUACCUUCAUGAGAACGUUUGCAGCGGAGUGGGCUGGCUGCAGAUACCCUCCUAUGCAAGCUACUGCCGCAGCCGAACCAAAAACUACGCAAAGUUCUUCCACCACUUCCCAGCAGUGUUUAGCAGCGUGGAGGAUUCCGGUUAUUUCCGUGACCGCGGCGGUAUUACAGUUUGGCCAGUUUCGCAGAACUUUGGAUGCCACCAACGUGGCUAUGUUCUGAUGCUUUCAAACUGCAACAUCGAAAAGGAUAUCUUUCCGGAACGCUUGAGGUAA
Molecule: messenger RNA, 753 nt
Organism: Symbiodinium necroappetens
Lineage: Eukaryota; Dinophyceae; Suessiales; Symbiodiniaceae
Source: the annotation of a GenBank genome assembly